GGUGUCCCGUCUGCAUCCGGGUUCAAGCUGCUUCUCCUUAAAGACGGAGAAGCGUUAGGUGGCGUUCUGUUGUCAGGUCUCUUGGGGUCGUGUGUCUGGCACAGGUUUCGAUUUAAAACCAGCAGACCAAAUCUCCCCUGGACAUUUUGCGUGAGCCGGGACUUGGGAGAUGCGGACCCUGGGGUCAGCACCCGCACAGGAAUGGCGUAUCUGACCAGAGAGCCGGUGGUGGCGAAAAACCACGGCCUGGGAAGGGCGUCAAAAUGUGUCGUGUGUGUACACGUCCAAGGCAAGCGAAGGCCGGCGUCUUGACUCUCCAUUUCUUCCAAGGAUACUUUAAGGAAGUUGUCAUUGUUUGGCUUUUCAAACGCGACAGGCCCAACCGGAGUCCCCAGAUAUGGAUGUAAUGAGGCCCUUGAUAUAUGAGCAGAAUUUUGAUGGUACUUCAGAUGAAGAACAUGAACAAGAGCUCCUGCCUGUUCAGAAGCAUUACCAACUUGGUAGUCAAGAGGGCAUUUCAUUUGUACAAACUCUUAUGCAUCUCCUUAAAGGAAAUAUUGGAACUGGACUUUUAGGACUUCCAUUGGCAAUUAAAAAUGCAGGAAUAGUGCUUGGACCAAUCAGCCUUGUGUUUAUAGGAAUUAUUUCUGUUCACUGUAUGCACAUAUUGGUACGUUGCAGUCACUUUCUAUGUCAGAGGUUUAAAAAAUCAACAUUAGGUUAUAGUGACACUGUGAGUUUUGCUAUGGAAGUAAGUCCUUGGAGUUGUCUUCAGAAGCAAGCAGCAUGGGGACGGAGUGUGGUUGACUUUUUUCUGGUCGUAACACAGCUGGGGUUCUGUAGUGUUUAUAUUGUCUUCUUAGCUGAAAAUGUGAAGCAAGUUCAUGAAGGACUCCUGGAGAGUAAAGUGUUUGUUUCGAAUGGUACCGAUGCACCAAAUCCUUGUGAGAGAAGAAGUGUUGACCUAAGGAUAUAUAUGCUUUGCUUGCUUCCAUUUAUAAUUCUUUUGGUCUUCAUUCGUGACCUAAAGAAUCUUUUUGUGCUUUCAUUCCUUGCCAACGUUUCCAUGGCUGUCAGUCUUGUGAUAAUUUACCACUAUGUUGUUAGGAAUAUGCCAAAUGUCCACAACCUUCCAAUAGUGGCUGGUUGGAAGAAAUACCCUCUCUUUUUUGGUACUGCCGUGUUUGCUUUUGAAGGCAUAGGAGUGGUUCUCCCGCUGGAAAACCAAAUGAAAGAAUCAAAACGCUUCCCCCAAGCAUUGAAUAUUGGCAUGGGAAUUGUUACAACUUUGUAUAUAACAUUAGCUACCUUAGGAUAUAUGUGUUUCCGUGAUGAAAUCAAAGGCAGCAUAACUUUAAAUCUUCCCCAAGAUGUAUGGUUAUAUCAAUCAGUGAAAAUUCUGUAUUCCUUUGGCAUUUUUGUGACAUAUUCAAUUCAGUUCUAUGUUCCAGCAGAGAUCAUUAUUCCUGUGAUCACAUCCAGAUUUCAUGCUAAAUGGAAGCAAAUCUGUGAAUUUGGAAUAAGGUCCUUCAUGGUUAGUAUUACUUGUGCUGGAGCAAUUCUGAUUCCUCGUUUAGACAUUGUGAUUUCCUUUGUGGGAGCUGUAAGCAGCAGCACAUUAGCCCUGAUCCUACCACCUUUGGUUGAGAUUCUUACGUUUUCUAAGGAGCAUUACAAUAUAUGGAUGGUCCUGAAAAAUACUUCUAUAGCAUUCACUGGAGUAGUUGGAUUCCUCUUAGGUACUUAUGUAACUGUUGAAGAAAUUAUUUAUCCUGCCCCUAAAGUCAUAGCUGACACUUCACAAAGUCCCUCACUAAAUUUGAAUACAACAUGUUUAGUUUGAAUUAGUGGAAGCAAAGUUAUGAGUUUUCUACUUCUGUCUCAAUUCUGAAAAUAAAGUAAGAACUAGUAGAAUAUACUGGCACAACAUUAAUAUUUUGGCAGCAAAUUAUUUGUUACCAGUACUUGUAAACCAUGAAAGAUCCUUGGUUUAAAGCAUUAUCAAUAAUUUCAAAAAUUUUAGCUGUGAAAUUGAAAAACUGGAAGAAUAAAAAUACUUCUAUUCUUUACCAGAAAUACUUCAACCAAGAUUUCUCUUUUAUCCCCCUGCUACUACUUUUGCCUCCUGGUUGGGGAGAGAUCAGGGUUCAACAAUGAGAAAGUUACCUAGGUCACAGAUCUCUCUCUGACCAUCAAGUGAAAAUAUCAAAGUAAACCUAACUUUGUGUAUAAUGUAAAAAUAUCUUUAUUAUAUUUUUAUUACAGAGUCAAAUACUUAUGUUUCUCUCCUGGACCUUUAGAGUAGCUUCUGUUUAACUGUUCAGAUUUUCUCAGCUCUUCUGCACUGGAUGCUUUACCCUAGAAAUGAGGUACAACUUUUAAGGCUGCCCUUUUAUAUGCACUGUUUCACCUCCAGGAGAAAGCUUUCUUUCCUCUGUUCCUUCCCUAGGAAUCCUGAUCUGUUUGUAUUUUUACCAAAUUUUCUUCCCAGCUCUCGUGAUUUAACAUCCCCUCACUCAGUGCCCCCUUUUCAAUCUGGAACCCGUUUUGCCUUACAGCAGUUCAGUCCUCCCUCAUCCCCCCACCCCCUUUUUUUCUCCUGUGAGUCUUUUCUGUAUCUGGUUCCUUCCUGGUCACCAUGUCCUGCCACAGCAAACCAGAUGGGGUCCAUUUUUUUGUGCAGGUGACCCAGCUAUCAGAGACUGGGCUGAGUGUGUGCACCUCUGGCCAGCAGUGGGCCCUUUUGGGUGCAUGUGCUAGUCCGUGGCUUGGGUUCUGCCCUGGGUGGCUGUGGACUUGGGUCCCUGUGCCCGGAUCUGUGUGGGGUUCUAACUCGGCUGUGAGUGGCUCUGUGGUCUGCAGCUGCAGCAGGAGGGACUCGGGCUGUGCUGCCCGUGUGUAACUGAAAAGCUGCACCGGACCGAGAGGGAGGGGUCAGAAAGAUGGGUCCAGGUCAUAGAUCUCUUACCUUUUUUUUUUUUUGGUGGUGGUGGUUUUCUUUUUCUGUGAUUCAGCAUUGGUGGAGUCCUCCAAUCUCUAUUGUUCUUCAGUGUUCUGAACAAAUGGGAUCCUAAGGAUAUAUGAGAAGCUUUAUUUUGGUUCCCAUUCACAAGAACCAAACUUUUUAAAAACAUGUGCAUUAGAUUUCACCAAUACUUGUGAUCUUUUUCAUCAAAUAUGUUACACGUGGAGACUUUAGUCAUAUUAAGAUGAUGGGGAAGAAGUUAGAGGAAGAAUAAUUUUCCCUGAACUGGUGUUAUAUAAUCUUGAUUCUAAGAAUAAAUUAGGUGGGUUUUUCUUAAGGUUUAUAACUUGAUAUAAAAUGACUUGAAAACCAUUAUGCAAUAGAAAGCAGUAAUAGGUUUGUUAGCUGUCUUCACCUAAUAUUUCUGGUCCACAUGUGCUAUUUUAUUUUUAUGUGUUCAACUUAUGUUUUUCCUUAUGGAAUUCAUCAAAUGCAACAACAUUUUGAAUAGUUGAUCGUAACAAAAAUUUUUUAAUUCAGCAUAAACAAUUCUUUAGCAUAUUAUCAUCCAGGCUCUAAAUUAUCUAAUAUUUUAAAUACAAGAGAAAAGUUGAAAUGCAGAAAGAAAGAGGGAGUAAAAAGGGAAAAAAUAGUUUUAAUUUUCAAGAAAUUAUUUAGAUAUGAAGUAUAAGGAUGAUUGGUGAUAAAUUUAGCUUCGGUAACUCAUAACACUUUCUAAAGAUUUUUGAAGAAGGUAUCAAUUAUGGAAGCUGUUCCUUUUUACUUUGGGACCAGGAAAAAUGAGAGUGAUGCACAUGCCAAAUUUUGUUUCUAGUAUCUUUGGUCCAUCACAUUAUGGCUAAAAUGACUUACUUAAGCAUUUCAUCUGCCACCACAGUAAGAACCCUCUUCUCUGAAAGUAAUCAGUUAUCUGAGAACCUUUUCUACUGCUGGAGAGAGAGCUUUACUUACAUGUGACAAGCUCUGUUGUAAGUCAGCUAACGGUAAUCCCUUACAUCCAAAAGUGUCUCAGCAGCAUCAGAGUCGACAUGUCAGAACACUAGUUCUUACACAUUUUUUAAUUGGGAUCUUCUUUUCUGCACAUUUCCAGUUUUUCCACAAUUAAAUGAAAACUGGGGGUUUUCCUGGUUUAGACCAAUAUAUAGAACAAGUACUGUUUUAGCAAAUGUCACAUUAUGUUUAAAUUAUGGUCUCACUAAAUUCUCCUUUAUUAAAGCUAUUUCUGCCUCUCAGAUAAUGCGCAUGUUUUAAUUUUUCCAACAUGGCUUGAUUUCACUAACAGUUAUAUUUUGUAUAUAAAGCUUUUGUAUAAGUUCUGUAAGACAUUAUUUGAAAUAUUUAUUUGAAUGCUAUGUUAGUGCCGUUUAUAGCUGUGGUAAAGCACAGAUCUCACUGUAGUUUACCAGCGAUUAUUUUUUACCACAGAUAAUCAGAACAGCUUGAAGUAGUGCAUUUGUUUAUUAACGGUAUGACCAGAGUGAGUCCCCUUUUUUUCAUUUAAAAGGGAGAAGACACAGGAUAGAACAGAAGGAAAUUAUGUAAAUAAUACCAGUGGCUCAAUGAAUAUUUUCUGUUGAAGAAUACAAUAAUUUGGCAAAACGAGUUGAAAUGAGUCUAUUUUGAUCUUUUUGUCUUGAUUAGCUUCCCCUUCAUAAGAAAAAUUGAGAAACAUUGCUCUAAAAGGUAUUACAAGAUACUUUCUAACAUUAAAUGGCUGGUUGUUAUAGUUAAUACUUCAGCAGUAUUAUUAUAUCAUUGAUCUUAAUGCCACUAAAACUUACUAGGCUCAAAACCUUUUGAAACUGGUUGGUUUCAACCUAGGAGGAAAUAUCCUUAAUAAAUAUCGAAGUGCUAUUUAUUGCCUUGCUAUAAAUGAAGUGACUUUCCUUGCACACAUAAUCUGUGAAUUACGUAUUAAUUUGCACUUUAAAUGGAUCCAGAAAGAUGAUGUGCCAAAAAGAUCACUGAAAAUUAUUCUACCCAUUUUCUUGAUAACACAUAGGAACAUACAUGUUUGUAUCGUGAAUAAAUUAAUUGUGGACUGGCUUUUCAAAAUGAUUUCAUUAGUUUAAAUGGAAACCACAUAUUGCACUUGUCACUUCUUUUUUGCUAUUUUUCUUAUAAUAGAAUAUGAAAAAAUCUCUGUACUGUAAGUCAUGAAUUUGUGAAUUUAAUAAAAUUAUU
Messenger RNA from Choloepus didactylus (southern two-toed sloth), 5170 nucleotides. It is a transcript of the gene SLC36A4, whose product is annotated as solute carrier family 36 member 4. The transcript is spliced from 11 exons. The record is from RefSeq and is a predicted model, not a curated record. NCBI's taxonomy places the organism in Eukaryota, Metazoa, Chordata, Mammalia, Pilosa, Megalonychidae. Gene Ontology annotation, molecular function: L-proline transmembrane transporter activity; L-alanine transmembrane transporter activity. Gene Ontology annotation, biological process: amino acid transmembrane transport; L-alanine transport. The coding region runs from base 398 to 1843 and encodes 481 amino acids. Gene Ontology annotation, cellular component: vacuolar membrane.